AGGCACGCGGAGACGCUACAGGCCCUGCGCGGACACAUAGAGGAGCGACAGCAGGAGACGGAGGGACAGGGGGCACUCAUGCAGGGAAAGCUUUCAGAGAUGGUGGACGAGGUGAGCGGGAAGAUUGUUUCGAAGGAAAUGAAGAUGCGGGAGGAGGCUCUACAGAGGUUCCUGGCAAUCGAGAAGCGUAUGCGAGCUCUGGAAUGUGGACAGAUGGCUUUUGAGAAAGGCCUUCGGCAAGACAACGAGAAGCGGCUGACGGCACUGCAGCGGCUGCACCAGCAGGAGCUGACGGCUCUUCGUGAUCUGCAGAAGGUGGAGAGCAACAGCAUCAUGCAACAGUACCGCAAGAUGGAUGAAGACGUCGCACGACUGGCGAGCAACCUUGACCGAAGCCGACACGAGCUGAGAAAAGUCGUCAAGGCAGAGAUAAUGAAAAGAGAUUCUCAAGUUAAAGAGCUGCAGAAGAAAACCAAUGAGUUGAAGGAACAUCUUCAAGUUGCGAUAACAGCCCUGCAGCAGGCGAUAAGUGGGACUCAGCAGAAAAUAGGCCAAGAGACAGAACGUCUCGCCGCCACGAUGAGACGCGACGUGCACGACUCGACUGGCAGGAGCUCUCGGGUCCUGGCAGACGUCGACUCCCGGCUCGUCGCCCUCGCCGUGAGGGCUGCCGAGCACGAGGAGAGGUUUGAACAAAUCGCCGAGGAACGCAUCGAAGAGGUCAAGGACCUGCGCAACAGCCUCGUGCGGCUGCAGGGAGAGGUGAGGACUUUGCUCCGGUCAGAGUGGACAGAAACGAACGUGCGGAGACGCAGCUUCGUUAAAAGAGGCGGCUUUGCAACGAGCUCACCGCUCAACCACUGGGGUCUCUACCAAGCUGUCAGGUGGCUGCAAUUGAAGCAAAAGCUGUUAAACCACCGAAGAAAGGCGUCCCCCAACCACCGCGUUGAUCCCACAUCAAUCCGCAUCCACGUACGCUAAGGCGCUGCUUUGUUGCUCAUUAAGGUACUCAAACUGUCCUCCAUAAUCUACACAGAAUUUGCAGCAUUUUGUCAGUCCCUUGUUGGAUAAAGGCCUUGGCAUUCCGUGUCCAUCACGAGUGUUAUUUUUUUACCUUCGCCGCGCUGGUUACUGUGCGGAUUGGUGAGGGGGGGCAGGCGCGGCAGGACCGGUUCAGGUAUAACUUGCCACUGAUGUUAGCCGUGGCCGGCAAUGGUUGUGAGAUGUUAACUACCUCGCUUGGUAUACAGGAUGUCGUGGGUUCUAUCCCAACCCUGACGCCUGUAUAUUUGGAGUUUGCAAGUUCUCAACAUGCGUUUAGAGUAUUUUGCUGCUGUAAAUGUCCACGUGAUAAGCCACUUCGUUGAGUUGUCAUUUGUGGCCAGGUCGCUUCUGAAAAAGAGCUAUUUAGCUCAGUGGGCCUUACCUGGUAAAAAUAAAAAAUAAAGUAUACAGCAGUAGUAUUUUAAACUUAUUUCGCAACCAACCGUGUUAAUUGGAGGUGCGAGUAACAACUCAAGUCACCAGGUUCAUAUAAUUUGUUUAAAAUUGCGUUUUGCGUUUAGUUUGUUGUCCUUCCCCCACACCUCCAAUUAACACGGUUGGCAUCGUUCGGUGCAAACGAAGUUCAACAUACAUGCAUACAUAUCGCAGUGAGUGUAUGACUCUGCCUCUGCUCCCCUCCCAACUCUACCACAGAUGUCUUAUCCUACGAUGAUUCAACAAAUGAAUUACAAGUUGAUAAUUUUAGCAGAAAUAAUCUAUAUAUAUAAAAUCGUGAAUCUGUCUGUCUGUGUGUCUCCGGACCAUACGCACUUUCAUUGGACGGCGGUUGCCCCUGGCAACGGCUAGCGACGCCUUCGCCGCUUUCAUUGGACCUGGCAACGGCUAGCGACGCCUUCGCCAAGGGCUGCAGUUUCAUUGGGCGGCGGUUGCCCCUGCCAACCGCUAGCCACGCCUUCGCCACUUUCAUAAGCUCCGUAAAUAAUUAAAUAAUAGGCAUUACACAGUAUUGUUGGAGCGCUGAGGGGGGGGGAAGGCACGCCACCCGUACCCUGCCUCUUCCAAGUCGACAAUUUUAGGCGAGGCCGCAGGCUUUGCACGCUACUAGGCCCCGACACCCACCACGCCACUCUGAGGUAAAUUCAUCAAAGUUUUUCCUACUCUUCACUACACCCCCACCACAAUGUGUGCUAUUAAUAUUACUUUUAAACCCAACGCGCCAACAAUCGAUUAUUUUAAUGUCCACUGUACAAAUACUCAUUAAGCUGGGUGAGCGUACUGACAGUCUAUUAUGUACACUGUAGCCUGCUUAUUAAGCUCUGUGAGCGUACUGCCACUCUAUCAUGUAGACUCUAGCCUGCUUAUGAAGCUGAGUGGGUGUACUGGCAGUCUAUAAUGUAGACUGUAGCCUGGUUAUUAUAAUCGAUUCUUUAAAUGUUCUUUGUACAAAUUGUCAUUAAGCUGCUUUAGCGUACUGCCCGUCUAUUAUGUAGACUGCAGCCUGCUUAUUCAGCUGGCUGGGUGUACUGCCAGUCUAUCAUGUACACAUUAGCCUGGUAGGAAGUAAAGUUAGUCAAUUUGUAACACGUACGCUUUCGCAAACAUUAUUAAUAAACAACGUUAUUGCGUUUAGAUCGCCUUAUUUAUUAAGGUGUUGUCACCCUUAUCCACCACCCGACAAGCCCAAUCUGCACAAAAUUGUCACGUUCAUAAAAUACUAAGACUUGACUGCUUUAGCCCACCGGUGUGUUCAAGCGGAAAACCACAACAAUUACCAUUUCUCAUGAAAAAACUAUUGUAUAAUUAUGUUUAAACCCCACGCGCCAAUAAUGCAUUUGUUUAAAUGUUCACUCAACAAAUACUCAUUAAGCUGGCUGAGCGUACUGCCACUCUAGAAUGUACAGUGUAGCCUGGUUAUAUUUCUGGGUGGCUGUACUGACAGUCUAUCAUGUACACAUUAGCCUGCUUCUUAAGUAAAGUGAGUCUUUUUGUAACACGUACGCUUUCGCAACCAUUCUUCACAAAUAACUUUAUUGCCUUUCGCUCGCGUUAAUUAUUAAUGUGUUGUAACCCUCCACCACCCCACACGGCCAAUCAGUCAAAAAGUGUCCCGUUGAUAAAACACUCAUAAGUCUCUGCUUUGGCCCACCGGUGUGUACAAGCGUAAAACCACAACAAUUCCCAUUUCAGAGUACGUCCUUUCGCUGAUGCUGGAUGCAAUUACCAGCCAAACGUCGUACUGUUCAGUUGUCUGUCCAUCUGUGUACGAUCGCUUGCGAGGGAUUUGCCGGGAGGCACGUCCCGUGCCCCGCGAUGGGAAUAGGCAUGUCACUGUGUAUGUGUUUGUGUGUAUGUAUGUGUGUUUGUGUGUAUGUGUGUGUCUGCGUGUGUGUAUGUGUGUGUCUGCGUGUAUGUGUGUGUGUGUGUCUGCAGCAAGCGCGUGUAUGUGUACCUAUGGACGCGCGCGCGUGUGUUGUGUAGGGGGAACGGUAGUGUAGUGGUUAGCGUGCUGUCUGUGUGUGUGUCUGUGUGUGUGUGUCUGUGUGUGUGUCUGUGUGUGUGCGUGUGUGGUGUGUGGGGAGCGGUAGUGUAGUGGUUAGCGUGCUGUCUGUGUCUGUGUGUGUGUGUCUGUGUGUGUGUCUGUGUGUGUGCGUGUGUGGUGUGUGGGGAGCGGUAGUGUAGUGGUUAGCGUGCUGUCUGUGUGUCUCUGUGUGUGUCUGUCUGUGUGUGUCUGCGUGUGUCUGUGUGUGUGUCUGUGCGUGUGUGGUGUGUGAGGAGCAGUGGGUGUAGUGCUUAACGCUACGCUGCGCUACCAACCCGGCGAACCCAGUUCGAUUCCCGCUCACGGCCACCACCGGUGACGAUUAUUUGAACCUCCCCUAGGUCGACUCUGCCUCAAACGAGUAACUGCUGUGGCGUAUUAACAUCGCCACUGGGGAGACAAAGGCGGCCGGCCGUGGUGGAUACAAGUCCCGGGCGAAGCCGGGUAGUACAGCUAGUUAUGGAUAAAAACAUAUUUGGCCAAAAGUAAAAUGAUGAAUUGUUUAAUGUCCUGAAUCAUUUCGCUAGAGAUUGGUGAAUGAAAAAAUAUAUUGCAAUUGAAUACAGUACUAUUUGCUUCACGAAUAACACCGGUUUGUUUCUUGUAUACUCGUGUAAUUGAAUAAACUGUUCAACAGUAAAGUACAAGUAUUGACUCCGAAAUGUGUCCUUGCAUAAACACGUGUGCGAAUCAGACUUCCUAUGGCUGCAAUCAGACUUCGUAUGGCUUCAUCCAAGCAACAUCCAAUUUUUUGUCAAAUUUUUAAUUAUUUCUAUCUUACCAGGUAAGGCCAUUGAAGUAUAUAGCUCUUUUCAGAAGCGACCUGGCCACAAAUGAUAGCUCAACGAAGUGGCUCAUCGUGUGGAAAUGCAUUGUAGCCAAACACUCUAAAUGCACGACUCUAAAUGUGGAGGGA
This is a messenger RNA of Lethenteron reissneri (Far Eastern brook lamprey), 4460 nucleotides long. Its product is annotated as coiled-coil domain-containing protein 154-like. NCBI's taxonomy places the organism in Eukaryota, Metazoa, Chordata, Hyperoartia, Petromyzontiformes, Petromyzontidae. The record is from RefSeq and is a predicted model, not a curated record.